UCCCAGCAUCUCAUAACGCGCAGCUCCCGUUGCUCUAGGUGAAGCUCAACUCACUCACGAGCUUCAGAAUGAAGCAGGUGUCCAACAUGGCGAACACGAGCAACGGAUCUCUCGCUACUCUCCUCAUUUUAUUCACCAUUUCGGCAGCUAUCUAUACAGGAGCUGCUCAGUUCCCAGUCCAAAGCCAGAAUCUCAUAGCGGACAACGUCUCUGUAGUGGAGGGGGAGACAGCCACCAUAAGCUGUCGAGUCAAAAACAAUGACGACUCCGUCAUCCAGCUCCUCAACCCCAACAGACAGACCAUCUACUUCAAAGAUGUCAGACCCCUGAAAGAUGCUCGAUUCCAGCUGGUCAAUUUCUCAGACAACGAGCUGCGUGUGUCGUUAUCCAACGUGUCUCUCUCAGAUGAGGGAAGAUACGUGUGCCAGCUCUAUACAGACCCCCCACAGGAAGCCUACGCCGACAUCACUGUGCUAAUCCCACCAGGAAACCCAAUCAUAGAGUCCCGUGAGGACAUCGUCAGCGAGGGCAACGAGACGGAGAUAACCUGCACCUCCAUGGGCAGCAAACCUGCCGCAACGAUCAGAUGGAUGAAAGGAGACAAAGAGCUACAGGGCAAGUCUAAAGUGGAGAACACUUACGACAGGAUGUUCACUGUGACAAGCUGGCUGAGGUUUACGGUCACGAGAGAGGAUGAUGGGGUUCCUGUGGUUUGCAUUGUAGACCAUCCAGCGGUCAAAGACUUCCAGGCGCAGAAGUACCUGGAAGUGCAAUAUAAACCUGAGGUGAAGAUCGUGGUGGAGUUUCCUUCAGGCCCGAUUAGAGAGGGGGAGAAUCUGGAAUUGACUUGCCGGGCUAAAGGCAAACCAGAGCCUCAACAGGUGAAUUGGGUGAGGGUGGAGGACGACGUGCCAUCUCACGCGGUUAUCACUGGCUCAGAUCUCUUCAUUGAGAACCUGAACAAGUCCUACAACGGCACUUACCGAUGUGUGGCGUCCAACUCUGUGGGUGAAGCCUAUGAUGACUACAUCCUUUUUGUGCGAGAUGCCCUUACCACAACCCCUAAACCCACAACCACCACCACCACCACCACCAUCUCCGCCACAACCUCCCCUCCAGACAUCAUACAAGACGCUGCGCCCAGCACUGAAGCCGCAGCUCACGAUUCACAAGCAGGAACAGAAGCACAGAGAUCGUUGGACCAUGCGGUUAUUGGAGGCGUAGUUGCCGUCGUGGUCUUCGCCAUGUUGUGUCUUCUCAUCGUUUUGGGACGAUACUUUGCAAGACACAAAGGCACCUACUUCACACACGAAGCCAAGGGGGCAGACGACGCGGCGGACGCCGACACAGCCAUCAUCAACGCCGAAGGGGGCCACAACAACUCGGACGAGAAGAAGGAAUACUAUAUCUGAGUCCCGAGGCCUCUGUUGUUCUUAAUAUUUUCUUUUGUUUUGUUUUUUGGCGGGAGGGGGUGGGGCAUGGGGGAACUGAGAUUUCAGAGUUUUUGUUGAUUUGUCCGUUUGUUUGAUUUUCUUUCCUGGGGAUUGAAUGACGUAGAAUGCUACACGGGCAGCUGAGAAGAUGUAGGUAUUUGUGUUAUACAGCGGGAUCGGGGUCAGGGGUGGGGUUUAGGGGUGGGCGGGAUACCAGACGUUGCCAGAAAUGAGUGUAGAAAGCGGCACCACACAGCACCUCCCCAACUGCUGGUAUUUUUCGUUCAUUUCUCGACCAUUUGCAGAGAAUUCUGUGCCUUGUUCUGAAUUUCUUUUCUUAGUCAUGCUUUAAACGCCAUUGAUCAUGUCACACCUCUAAAGCCCCCCUCCCGAAACACACACACACACACACACACACACCAUCGUCAUCUUCGAUUAUCAACAUGCUGUCGGCUUUCCUAUGAAGGUACAUGAGUGCACACCUCAAAACAUUCCCCUACACUGUGGGCAUCUCCUUCAAUACACCAUAUCCUCUGUACUAAGAGCAGGCCUAGUCACAUGACAACAUUUUGAUUUACUCAAUCCCAGGUCAUCAGCAUCAUGAAGGGAAGUACAAGCAGCUUCCAUCCUUCCUGUCCCCCAACAAUUUGAUGAGACCGGUGAAGAAGUGAUUCUGGAAGUUGCACCUGUUUUCAUUUUGACAGGAUUGCGGCAGUCUGCUUUUAUUUUCUGUUUACUUCAUUUACUUGUUUUUUUUUUCGUUUUUCAAUUAUACUAUAUGUGCCAGUACAUUUGAAGUUCGAAAUGGGCAGAGGUGCAGACGAACGGUUCCUGCUACUCUGCACCUACGGAGGCUUAUCGUCUCAUUCUGCCUAGACAGACACAGCCGAAAGCCCUUGCAGUUAUUUAUUGUUUCGAUAUAAUGAUGUCUUAGGUUUUGUCUGCAUUUUCAUCCAGAAACGCACAUGCCAUAAUGACGAAAGAGUCGCUGUCACUGAAAAAGGUCUAAAUGCUGUGGCUUACGUUUUGUUUUCUUGCUUAUGCUGUAAUUUUCCACGCAGGGCUGCUGAAGGUGAGCCUCUAGCACACGUAAAUAACUACCUAAAAUUGUGUCAAAGCGAGACGUUUUCUGGUUUUCGAGUCUGUUUAGCCAGACUCAAGGGAGGAAGCGCCACAACCAUCAUGUUUGUAGAUGUACAGAGAGGGAAGAUUUGGAAAUGAUUUGAUUACUAUAACUUUACUACCUUAAAAUGCAUUUUAACAGCCAAAAAAAACACAAAAAAACAUCUGCAUUUGUAUAUCUCGUUUGUAGGUGAGUCAGUGAGGAUGUGACAUUGAUGUUAAGCAGUCCAACAAGUGUGUAAUGGUAUAUGAUUGCCUGUCAAGUUAAUUGCCUGUUUGUUCUUCCUCAGAGGAAACUGUGGCAAUUGCAGCUAGCUUAUCCUAGUGAUAUUAGUACAUGAAUAUAAAACUGCCCAAAUAUCCUAGACUCCAUGGUGCGAAAAAGCACCACAGCAAAAUAAUUUCCACUUGAAGUGUAAACAAUGUGUGUUUUAUUGUUUAUAAUUGCUGUGAGUUGCUCCUCCGGGUUUCCUGCUUAUACAUAAUAGUCCUGGGCUUAAAAUGAGGUUAGUUUGAAUGGAGAGUGAAACAAACAGUCUUUAUUACCGAUACUGUUAAGAAAAAAAAUUGAAAAAGCUUUUAAUAACAUUCCAAAUAUUUUAAGAAAACAGUCUGAUGUAAUUAGCCGCAUAUGUGGAUUUUCCCCUAUAUUUACAGUCGUUGUCAACACAUGACGCUAACCAAAAAGCUCUGCCGACACGCUCAAGUAUCAUGCUCUCUUCGCUCCUGUGAACACAUUAGACAUUUCACUGAAGCCUAGCUACAAACGUAGCACCCGUUAAGGGUACAUAAUGUAAGGUGGUUAAGUACUUUUCCUAAAGAGAAGCAUUUCUUCACAUUUCCUCAUGACUCUCGCUGUAGUGUAAGUGAAUUUAGACGCCAUAGUUUAGACCCUGCUGAAACCAACCUCAGUGUGUAAAUAAAACGGCGAGGUUGAGGGGGAAAACACACUCUUGUUUGCUUUAUUUUCUUAUUCAAAAAAAAAAAAAAAAGAAAGAAACACAAGCAUCUUUUGAGACGUUUUAGAGUAUGUUCAUUAACCAUGAGAAACACUUUGGAUGCGUUUGUUUUUACGUAGAAUACAAAUCAGAGGGAAUGUCUUGCAGCUUGAUGGUUACCGUCGCAGUUGAGAUAUACAGUUGUGUGGCUUGUGCUUAACUAGUGAGCAUCAUUUAGCUUUGGUCUGGCAGCUUCUGAACAGGAUUUCAGACAUCCCUUCUCCUCUUUUGCAUAUGUGAGAGACAUGACAUCAGUAUACUAAUUUGUGGUAUUUAGACUGGGCCGAUGUACAUUUUGUUCAACUUGUUAUGUUAGACCUGUUUUAAAUGUGAUUAAUGUGGUUUAAUCCACUCUACUAGGCGUUUGAGGACUUCAGAUAGACGUCGAUGGGAAGACACGGAUAGUCAUCUGUUUCUUGUACAGCAAGUCGAAAAAGGUUUAUUGAAAGUGUCCAAAUAUAACAACUUGUUUUGCGAUGUGAAUUGGGUUUGGUUUCAAUUUUGUCAUUUCUGUUGUUGUGUUUGUUGUUUUCAUUGAUUUGAUAGUGCAACAGUGUUAAUGAUGGAACUUGAUUUCUUUCAUUUGAACUUGACAGUUUUAUUUAAGCCCUGUCUCAGGUUCACGUACAAUAAACAGCAUGUUUGCAUCUCAGGUAGAAUGCAAAGUUACGGCCCCCGAUUAAGAAAGUGGAAAUAUAAAUCUAGCUGGAUUUCAAAUCAAAUAGAGAAUUUUACAUUUGAACUACAUGUUUUUUUAGUUUUGUUGUCGUUUAUUUUGUGCACUGUAAAACGUGUACGUAAUGUACAUGGUAUGUUGAGUAUUAUAUUUCUUUAGACCUACUUUCACACAGAGAGGACAGUAAAGGACCAACCCGAUCUCAUGAGAAAACGUAAUUAUUUUACAAGUUUUUUGAAAAAGAAACAAAAACUAAGCAUGAUAGUUUAAAACUCUCCUUCAGUGGGGCGUAAGCAGAUCAUAUGAAAACGUACGAAGUGAGGUUAUACGAAAUCACCCCCAAUUAACCAAAACAUAAAAUAGUUACGAAUUGCCAUGAGAGUGCGUUGGGGAAAACAGGUACUAAUUGGAAUUCAAAGUUGACAUGUUUCUCGCUGUGGUUCCAGAUAGGUUGGAAAGUUUUGAACGUUUAUCAUUCAUUGUUUUUAGGUUGGUUAUUUUUUGUCUUUCUGCUGUACUUGGGCAAUGUUACUGUGUAUUAAUGAAGAAAAAUGAUAUCCACAUUCCCAUACACAUUUUGUAUUUGUUCAUAUUAGACAUUUUUACAAAAAAAAAAAAAAAUGGAGAGUUCUUGUCUUAAUAAAAAAGAAAAGAUAUUAAUGUUCAAAGUAA
Molecule: messenger RNA, 4901 nt
Organism: Ctenopharyngodon idella (grass carp)
Lineage: Eukaryota; Metazoa; Chordata; Actinopteri; Cypriniformes; Xenocyprididae
Gene: cadm1a
Product: cell adhesion molecule 1a
Exons: 12
Coding region: 69-1412 (447 amino acids)
Biological process (GO): detection of stimulus; susceptibility to natural killer cell mediated cytotoxicity; cell recognition
Cellular component (GO): neuron projection; synapse; plasma membrane
Molecular function (GO): signaling receptor binding
Source: RefSeq, a predicted model, not a curated record